AUGACGAUCUCGGACCCCACAGGCAUCAUUCUGCCAUGCGGUUUGACGCGCGCCGAAGUCAUGACCAAGGUCGAAGCCGGCGACAUGCGCGGUCUAACCGAGGACGACGUCAAACAGGUCCAGGACGAGAUGUGGCUCAGAAAGAGCGGCCCGCCCCAGCUGCGCAAGGAUGGAACGUUGCGCAAGAAGCCAGGCCCCGCAAAGGGCUGGAAAGCGAUGCGCAAGAUGAGGGAGCAAGCCGCACGUGGGGACGAUGACGACAGCGACGCGGCGUCUGUGCUAAACGGCGAAGCCGAAGCCGACAUUGCCGCGCUCCUCGACGACGAUGGCCCGAAGCGCAAACCUACCAAACGGCGGAAGAAGGACGCCGACGUCAAGCCCGAAUUGGACGACGACGUGCGCUCGCGCCUUGGCGAGGAGGAGGAUGAGUUGCUCCCAUCAGACGCCGAGAACGGUGACUCUCACGCGGCCGCUAAGCCCAAGAAGAGGUCUGGCAAAACCAAGGAGCCAGGCGUCGGCAAGGGCAAUUGGACCCGUCCUAACAAGGAGAACAAGCAACACAGCAAGAAAGGCGAGAGCGCCGCAUUGCAAACGGCGCUGGAGGCCGUCGUUGACACUGACGCCGAGGCUGCGGAGGUCAUCGAAGCUUCACCACAGCGCCCCUCCCAGCACCAGCCCAACACCUAUGAUCCGCGCGGCGUCUCCGAAUCCGAGGCCCGCGUCCGUCUAGAGCUUGUCAAUGAGCUACAGCGGCAAGCGUGGACCUCCAUCUGCCGUGACGUCUAUCGGGUCAACCAGGCUUACGACAACGUCGUGAAGCAGAACAUGCUGCGGACUGCGCAGGCUUGUCAGCGUAACGCGUUCGGUCAGCGCAACCUCAAGACGCAUCGCACCAAGAUGAACAAGGAGGCGACCGCCAAGGCCAAGAAGGUUAUGCGCGAGAUGCUCGUGUAUUGGAAGAAGAAUGAAAAGGACGAGCUGGCCGCGCGGAAGCGCGCCGAGAAGGAACAGCUGGAGAAGGCCAAGGCCGAGGAGGAGGCGCGCGAGGCCAAGCGCCAAUCUCGCAAGCUCAACUUCCUACUCACACAGACCGAGCUCUACUCCCACUUUAUCGGCAAGAAGAUCAAGACUCACGAGGCCGAAGACAUGGGCGACGGCGGCGAGAAGCCUGUUGCGCCUGUCGCCCCUCAGGGUGCCGAAUUAGAGUUGGACGAGAGCGGCGAGCCGCUCCGGGAGCUCAACUACGAUGAAGACGACGACGAAAACAUGCGCCGGCACGCCGCUCGCAGCGCGCAGGAGCACAUCAAGGCAGCCAAGGACAAGGCAGCAGCGUUCGACCAGAGCCGUGGCCCGGCAAACGGUCAGCUGGCUGACCUGGACAUGGACGGCGACGAGCUCAACUUCCAGAACCCGACCAUGGGCGAAGAUCAAAUCACGAUCACGCAACCCAAAAUGCUCAUGGCGCAGCUCAAGGAGUAUCAGCUCAAGGGUCUUACCUGGCUUGGAAACCUUUACGAGCAGGGCAUCAACGGCAUCCUCGCCGAUGAGAUGGGUCUCGGCAAGACAAUCCAAUCCAUUUCGCUGCUGGCCUAUCUCGCCGAGGUGCAUGGGAUCUGGGGGCCCUUCCUCGUUAUCGCUCCCGCGUCUACGCUCCAUAACUGGCAACAGGAACUAGCCCGCUUUGUGCCACGUCUCAAGACCAUCCCGUACUGGGGAGCCCCAAAGGACCGUGAGACCCUCCGCCGCAUCUGGAACCGCAAGAACCAGACGUUUACAGAGGAUUCGCCGUUCCACAUUGUUGUGACCAGUUACCAGCUGGCCGUGCAGGACGAGAAGUAUUUCCACAUGAUGCGCUGGCAAUACAUGAUUCUCGACGAGGCACAGGCAAUCAAAAGCUCGUCGUCCGCGCGGUGGAAGUCGCUUUUGUCGUUCAAUUGCCGCAAUCGUUUGCUUCUGACUGGUACCCCCAUCCAGAACUCGAUGCACGAAUUAUGGGCUCUGCUCCACUUCAUCAUGCCUUCUCUAUUCGACUCGCACGACGAAUUCUCCUCUUGGUUCAGCCGAGAUAUCGAGUCUGCCGCGAGCGGUGACAAUGCAUCUCUCAAGCCGGAGCAGCUCAAGCGUCUCCACAUGAUCCUCAAGCCGUUUAUGCUGCGCCGGGUCAAGAAACACGUGCAGAAGGAGCUUGGAGACAAGAUUGAGAUCGACGUCCUCGUCGACUUGAGCCAGCGGCAGCGGGAACUGUAUCGCGCGCUGCGCAAGCGCGUGCCUAUCGGCGAGCUCAUCGCACAGGCCAAUAACUCGAACGAUUCGGCAAGCACCAAGCACCUCAUGAACCUGGUAAUGCAAUUCCGCAAAGUGUGCAGCCAUCCCGACUUGUUCGAGCGCCAGGACGUCAUGUCGCCUGUCGCGUUCGGUACAUUCAGUCACAGCGGCAACCUGGCACGCGAGGUCGAUCUCUACUGCCCGCACUCUAUCCGCAACCCGAUCGAGGUCGAGCUGCCCCGCUUGAUUUGGGACGAAGGCAAGCUCGAUGUGCCAAGUGAGGCUAGCAAGGCUGGCAACGAGUCACACGUGCUGCACAACCUGAUGAACAUCUGGAAGACCGACUGGAUCAACGAAUCGUUGAAGGGGAACGAUUCAGAAUUUGCGUUCCUCCGCGUGGCGGGAGUGUCUCCUGCCGAGGCAAGUCGACAAGCGAGAAGUCAUCCGCUCGUGAUGAUGCUCGACGGCGUUUCAGCUUCUCGCGGGGUCAUUGUUCGUGGUCCUUUUGCGUCUGAUCGUGACUUCGCAGCCUCCUCGGACAAGCGGUUCAUGUCGAUGGCGCCGAGGAUACCGAACGCCGCCCUCGACGAUUCACAACUGCCCGCUCUCCGAGACAUCUCCCGCCAAGUCUGGAAUCAGUCGUUCCUCUCUCGUGCCGAAGCACGGUUGCCUUCAGACCGCGUCGUUGCGCCGGCUAUCGUGCCCACUGUAUCGAACCGUCGCUCGUAUGUCAACAUGCAGGAACGGCUCGCCGAGGACCCCAUCGCCCGUGCAGCACUUUACGGCGUCGCCGACAGCGAGCGCGAUAACGCACAAGCUGUGCGCGACCUGCACGCGAUUGUUCCCGGCGUGCCACCCCAGGGUCUCCUCGGCGCGGCCUAUGCCGAUCAGCGUCCCGUCUCGACACUCCGUUUCCCAUCAAUGAAGCGAUUUAUUGUCGACUCGGCUAAACUUGCCCGCCUUGAUGACCUUCUUCGAGAGCUCAAGGAGGGUGGCCACCGCGUCCUCCUCUACUUCCAGAUGACGAGGACACUUGACUUGGUCCAGGAGUUCCUCAUCUCAAGGCGACACAAGUACCUGAGGCUGGAUGGUUCGACACCCAUCGGCGAGCGCCGCGACAUGGUCACGGCAUGGCAGACUAACCCUGACAUCUUUGUCUUUUGCCUGAGCACACGCGCCGGCGGUCUGGGUAUCAAUCUGACAGCCGCAGACACGUGUAUCUUCUUUGAGCAUGACUGGAACCCCAGUAACGAUGCCCAGGCGAUGGACCGAGCCCAUCGUGUUGGUCAGACUAAACAAGUCACGGUGUACCGCCUCAUUGCGCGCGGCACGAUUGACGAGCGCAUCGUGCAGCUGUCGCGGGCGAAGAAGGAUGUUCAGGACAUUGUUGUGGGCAACAAGGGCAUUGCGGAUAUGGCCAAGCCGACCGAAAUCGCCUCGCUGUUCAUGGACGACGAGGAGCUCGCCGAGUCGGUGGCCAAGCGCAAGCAAGCAGAGGCGCACGGAUAUACGGCGCCUGCGUUUGGACAGGAGCGCAAGAGUGCAUUUGGCGACAAUCUGCGCAUCGACGAGGAUGAAGGCGACGACUUUUUCUCGGCCAAGCGCCAGGUGGCCAACGACGAUGACGACGAGGCGCCGAGUGGCGCGCGCACGCCAGUGCCGACCAAGAAGCGCAAGAAGGACGCGGCCAAGCCGCGCGCAAAGAAGGUCAAGAUUGCUCUGGGACCGGACGGUCUCCCCAUUUAG
Molecule: messenger RNA, 4011 nt
Organism: Cutaneotrichosporon oleaginosum
Lineage: Eukaryota; Fungi; Basidiomycota; Tremellomycetes; Trichosporonales; Trichosporonaceae
Source: RefSeq, a predicted model, not a curated record